GUCGCGCCGCGCGCCGAGGAGAACUCGCCACCGCAAAGGCCGUCGUCUGUAGCCUCGCCUCGCCGUCGUUCUAUACUCCCAAUAAAGUCCUCCUCCGCCAGGCGCACGAUGUCGUGGGCCGACCUCCCACUCGAUGUGCUCGUGGACGGGGUGAUCGCGCGGCUUCCUAUCCCCGGCGACCGCGCCCGCUUGGCCGCCGUGUGCCGCGCAUGGCGCGCCGCCGCGCGCGAGGUGGUGAGCCACAUCCAGCUCCCGUGGAUCGUGCUCCCAUACGGCACCGUCUGCACCGCCGGCCGCGGCGCAGCCUGUUCGUCCUUCCGGAUCCCCGGGUUCCCCGACGAGGCCACCUGCCUCGGCGCCGCCCACGACGGCUGGCUCGCCCUGGACCGCACGGACGACGUGGUCGGGCGCACGUCCUGGUUCCGGACGACAUGGCCCGUCGUCGUCGGAGACACGUGGAAGCACGUCAUGUUGGGCAAGUCCGACGUGAACCACAAGCACGCCUACGCGCUGCACAACCCCUUCAGCGACGUCACCGUGCCGCUCCCGGAGCUGGACGCCGUCAUCGGCCGUGUCGCCGAGACCUUCCGGGUGCGUAAAGUGCUGAUGCGUUCGCCGGCUCCAGAUGACCUCGUCGCCGUCAUGACCAACAGCUGGAACUGCAACGUCAUCUUGUGCCGCGCCGGGAAGGGUACGUUCGUGCUACCCUACUACAGGAUCGUCGACGUGGCGUUCCUUGGAGAAGACACGCUGUAUGGAAUCACCACCGGCGAAGAACUCCUUGCCUUCCACCUCGGCGAGGAUGACGACGGCAGACCUAAUGUUGCCAGGAUUGAGCUGGUCAUCAAAAACACGUUGGCCAAUUAUUAUUAUGAUGAAUUUGGAUGGUUGUGGCCAGCAGAAGUAGCUAGCACUAGUAGCAACAACGACGAGGAUAUGGAUAUGGAUGACGAUGAUUAUAUGGAGGAGGAUGAUCCGGCAGUCGUCGAUGAUGGUGACGACGACCAAGCUGAUAGCUUCAACGGCGAUGAGAUGGUCUCGGACAGCGAGGUGUUUGAUGGGUACGGCGACGGCGAGGACCUUCAAGUCAAGGACGAGUUAUAUCUGGGUCGAUACCUGGUGCGGUCGCUGAGCGGAGAGCUGCUGCUCGUGAGGCACCAAUGGCAAUCAUGCCCACGUUCCCCUUCCUACACUCGCAAGGUCGAGUUCUUCAAGGCAGAUUUUAGCGCCGGCAAAUGGGCUGCCGCCGGUGGAUUAGCCAAGGGGGAGGCGAUCUUUCUGAGUCCAUCGCACAGCAAGUGCGUUCGCGCAAGCGGAGGCGUCCGUGAAGGCUUUGUGUACUACACAAAACAGAUGGACGACGUGUUCGACACGAGAUCGGGCACCGUUCGUGCCGCCAUUACAGCUGGGUGGCCAGAACUAUGCGCACUGGAGAAAUCGGGAUGGUUUUUCCCUCCGGAGCUAGUGGUUUGACAGAUAGAGCUGUCUAUGAUUAUAUAUUUUCAUCCACAUUUCUUUUUAAUUAGGUCUAGAGUGCUUCUUCUUUUUCUUUUCCUUUUUUCUUUUUACAAAAGCUAAGGUUGUAAUGGAGUAUCUUUAUUCAUUGUUGUUUAUUUAUUUU
Molecule: messenger RNA, 1621 nt
Organism: Zea mays
Lineage: Eukaryota; Viridiplantae; Streptophyta; Magnoliopsida; Poales; Poaceae
Product: Retrovirus-related Pol polyprotein from transposon TNT 1-94
Exons: 1
Coding region: 109-1473 (454 amino acids)
Source: RefSeq, marked predicted